UGGUGGUGGCAUUCAGAAAGAAACGAAAAUAAGAGGGGAAAACAGGAUAAUAAAAAAGCCCACUAUAUAAUUAUAAAUUGGGCCGUCAAUAUCUAACUCUUUCUUAUUAUUUACAUCAUCCUAAAAGAUCCAAUCAAUUCAUCGAUAGUGUUACACAAUCAUCAUCGUCUUCCUCUGAAAGCGAAAACCCUAACUCUAUUCACACCAAUCAAAUCAGAGGGAACCCUAAUUCCUUCUCUGGCUGAGCUGUAAUGGGCGCGAGUCGGAAGCUACAAGGCGAGAUAGAUCGGGUGCUGAAGAAGGUUCAGGAAGGUGUUGAUGUCUUCGACAGCAUCUGGAACAAGUGGAAUGUCUAUGAUACGGAUAAUGUUAACCAAAAGGAAAAGUUUGAGGCUGAGUUGAAGAAGGAGAUCAAGAAGCUGCAGCGGUAUAGGGACCAGAUCAAGACUUGGAUUCAGUCUAGUGAGAUCAAAGAUAAAAAAGUCAGUGCAUCAGAUGAGCAAUCCCUGGUUGACGCUCGGAAGCUCAUUGAGCGAGAAAUGGAGAGGUUUAAAAUAUGUGAGAAAGAGACCAAGACAAAAGCAUUCUCUAAGGAAGGACUGGGUCAGCAACCUAAAACUGACCCAAAAGAGAAAGCAAAGUCAGAGACAAGAGAUUGGUUGAACAAUGUGGUGAGCGAACUCGAGUCGCAGAUUGAUAGCUUUGAAGCUGAGUUGGAAGGACUAUCUGUCAAAAAAGGAAAGUCAAGGCCGCCCAGAUUGACACAUCUUAAGACAUCUAUCACAAGACACAAGGAUCAUAUAAUAAAGUUGGAAUUGAUAUUGAGGCUUCUGGACAAUGAUGAAUUAAGUCCAGAACAAGUAAAUGACGUCAAAGAUUUUCUGGAUGAUUAUGUUGAACGAAAUCAGGAUGAUUUUGACGAAUUCAGUGAUGUUGAUGAGCUCUAUAGCACGUUGCCACUAAAUGAGGUGGAGGGUCUUGAAGAUCUAGUAACCGCUGGCCCCCUCGUCAAGGGUACUCCUCUGAGCAUGAAGAGUUCUGUGGCAGCGUCAGCAUCUCAAGUUCGGAGCAUAAGUCUGCCAACACACCAUCAGAGCACUUCUCAAGAGAAGACUGACGAUACAACUUUACCGGAUAGCAAUUCUGAGACACUUCCAAAAACCCCUCCCCAAAAGAAUGGGGCCCUUCACUCAGCACCAUCAACACCCGUUGGGGAACGUCCAAGUUCGAAUGUGCCUGUCAGUAGUGUUCCUAAUGCACCAGUUGCUUUAUCAACUUCCGUUCCUGUUCAGACUUCCACAGAAAGGAUGGGAAGUUUGUCUACAGUGGCGGCCAAGGAAGAAGAUGCAACAACCUUGCCUUCCCGUAAACCAACCUCAUCUGUUGCUGAUGCUCCACCGAGGGGCAUUGGUAGAGUUAAUUUCCCCACCCAGCCUCAACUGAGUCAGCCUUUGUCUCCAAGUGCAGCUAACGGCACUGGUGCGACUUCUUCAGCAGCUGAAAUUGCAAAGAGAAAAAUAAUGGGAGUUGAGAGCAAUGUCCAACCUCUAACCUCUCCGCUCAGCAAAAUGGUACUACCACCAGCUGCGAAGGGUAAUGAUGGAACUAUCUCUGAUGGUAACCCUGGUGAUGUUGCGGCAAGCAUCGGUAGAGCUUAUUCACCGUCUAUUGUAUCUGGUUUGCAGUGGAGGCCUGGGAGUCCCUUUCAGAGUCAGAAUGAAACGGUCCGUGGAAGAACUGAAAUAUCACCAGAUCAAAGGGAGAAAUUCUUACAGCGGUACCAGCAAGUACUAUCCGAAAGAAACGAGAAGCAGUUUUCUUCACAACAGCAAAAUCCGCUUUUACAGCAGGUAGCGUUUUUUUUAUAG
Molecule: messenger RNA, 1868 nt
Organism: Brassica rapa (field mustard)
Lineage: Eukaryota; Viridiplantae; Streptophyta; Magnoliopsida; Brassicales; Brassicaceae
Product: CCR4-NOT transcription complex subunit 3
Biological process (GO): regulation of DNA-templated transcription
Cellular component (GO): CCR4-NOT core complex; nucleus
Source: RefSeq, a predicted model, not a curated record